This is a messenger RNA of Podarcis lilfordi (Lilford's wall lizard), 12696 nucleotides long. The record is from the annotation of a GenBank genome assembly. Lineage: Eukaryota; Metazoa; Chordata; Lepidosauria; Squamata; Lacertidae.
AUGCUUCAGACAGAAGGCCAAAUAACUCACAGUACCAUCAACAUAGAAGGCCAAGGGAUUGGUCCUUCUAUCCACCAAUUAAUAAAUGAGAUCAACAGUUCCCUGAAUAACAGGCGUCAUGAGGUUAAUAAUUUCCCAACCGAAGGAGGCCAGCAGUUCAAGUUUACAUUGAAGAUAAAGGGCCAAGGGAAUGAUGCUUCCCUAAAGAGAUUUGUCGAAAAGAUCAAGGCUUUUCUUGGCAAGGAUAAGGAAAUAAAUGAUUACUCUCUGAAGAUGAAAGGACAAAGGCAGGACAAUCAGAUGAUUCAUUUUACUCUCACGACAGAAGGUCAUGGGACUAAUGCUGCUCUAAGGAGAUUGGUGGAAAACAUCAGUGCCUUCCUUCAAAGAGAAGGGAAAAUGACUCAUAUUACCUUCGAAAUAGAAGGCCAAAAGAUUGGUACUUCUCUCCACCAAUUAAUAAAUGAGAUCAAUAGUUCCCUGAACAACAAGCCUCAUGCAGAUAUUAAUUUCCCAAACGAAGUACACAAGAGGGUCAUGUUUACAUUGAAGAUAAAGGGCCAAGGGGAUGAUGCUUCUCUAAAGAGAUUUGUCAGAAAGAUCAAGGCUUUGCUUGGCAAGGAAAUGGAAAUAAUGGAUUAUUCUGUGAGCAUGAAAGGCAAAAGCCUGCGCAACCAGGUCAUUCAUUUUACUGUCACUGUAGAUGGACAAGGGCCUGAUUCUUCUGUCAGGAAGUUAGUGGGAAAUGUCAAUGCAAUCCUUGAAGAAGAAGACAAAAUGACUCACAUUAACCUCAGCAUACAAGGCCAAGGAAUUAGUCCUUCUCUCCACCAAAUAAUCGAGGAGUUCAAUGAUUCCCUGAACAAAAAGCCUAAUGUUGAUGUUCCUCCACUCGAAGAAGGAAUCGUGAGGAUCCCGUUUACCUUGAAAAUACAAGGCCAAAGUGAUGAUGCUACUCUAAAGAGAUUCGUCAGAAAGAUCAAGGCUUUGCUUGGCAAGGAAAUGGAAAUAAUGGAUUAUUCUGUGAGCAUGAAAGGCAAAAGCCUGGGCAACCAGGUCAUUCAUUUUACUGUCACUGUAGAUGGACAAGGGCCUGAUUCUUCUGUCAGGAAGUUAGUGGGAAAUGUCAAUGCAAUCCUUGAAGAAGAAGAAGACAAAAUGACUCACAUUAACCUCAGCAUACAAGGCCAAGGAAUUAGUCCUUCUCUCCACCAAAUAAUUGAGGAGUUCAAUGAUUCCCUGAACAAAAAGGCUAAUGUUGAUGUUCCUCCACUCGAAGAAGGAAUCCCGAGGAUCCCGUUUACCUUUAAAAUACAAGGCCAAAGUGAUGAUGCUACUCUAAAGAGAUUUGUCAGAAAGAUCAAGGCUUUGCUUGGCAAGGAAAUGGAAAUAAUGGAUUAUUCUGUGAGCAUGAAAGGCAAAAGCCUGGGCAACCAGGUCAUUCAUUUUACUGUCACUGUAGAUGGACAAGGGCCUGAUUCUUCUGUCAGGAAGUUAGUGGAAAAUGUCAAUGCAAUCCUUGAAGAAGAAGACGACAAAAUGACCAACAUUAACCUCAGCAUACAAGGCCAAGGAAUUAGUCCUUCUCUCCACCAAAUAAUCGAAGAGUUCAAUGAUUCCCUGAACAAAAAGCCUAAUGUUGAUGUUCCUCCACUCGAAGAAGGAAUCCCGAGGAUCCCGUUUACCUUUAAAAUACAAGGCCAAAGUGAUGAUGCUACUCUAAAGAGAUUCGUCAGAAAGAUCAAGGCUUUGCUUGGCAAGGAAAUGGAAAUAAUGGAUUAUUCUGUGAGCAUGAAAGGCAAAAGCCUGCGCAACCAGGUGAUUCAUUUUACUGUCACUGUAGAUGGAAAAGGGCCUGAUUCUUCUGUCAGGAAGUUAGUGGGAAAUGUCAAUGCAAUCCUUGAAGAAGAAGAAGACAAAAUGACUCACAUUAACCUCAGCAUACAAGGCAAAGGAAUUAGUCCUUCUCUCCACCAAAUAAUCGAAGAGUUCAAUGAUUCCCUGAACAAAAAGCCUAAUGUUGAUACUCCUCCACUCGAAGAAGGAAUCCGGAGGAUCCCGUUUACCUUUAAAAUACAAGGCCAAAGUGAUGAUGCUACUCUAAAGAGAUUAGUCAGAAAGAUCAAGGCUUUGCUUGGCAAGAAAAUGGAAAUAAUGGAUUAUUCUUUGAGCAUGAAAGGCAAAAGCCUGCGCAACCAGGUGAUUCAUUUCACUGUCACCAUAGAAGGCAAAGCGACUGAUAAUUCUCUCAGGCGAUUUGUGGAAAACAUCUACGCGAUCCUUGAAGGAGAACAGAAAAUAGCUAACAUGAACAUGAACAUAAAAGGUCAAGGGAUUGGUACUUCUGUCCACAAAUUAGUCCGAGACUUCAAUGUUUCCUUGAAAAAGAGGCCCAGUCUGAUUGACAAUGAACACAGCGAAAGAGGCAAGCAGCUCAAGUUUACCUUGAACAUACAAGGCCAAGGGGACGAUGCUUCCAGACAGAGAUUAGUAGAAAAGAUCAAGGCUUUACUUGAAAUGCAAGAACAUCCAACGGAUUAUUCUGUGAGUGUGGAAGGCCAAAGGCAGGGCAACCAUGGGAAUCAUUUCACUGUCACCAUAGAAGGCAAAGCGACUGAUAAUUCUCUCAGGCGAUUUGUGGAAAACAUCUACGCGAUCCUUGAAGGAGAACAGAAAAUAGCUAACAUGAACAUGAACAUAGAAGGUCAAGGGAUUGGUACUUCUGUCCACAAAUUAGUCCGAGACUUCAAUGUUUCCUUGAAAAAGAGGCCCAGUCUGAUUGACAAUGAACACAGCGAAAGAGGCAAGCAGCUCAAGUUUACCUUGAACAUACAAGGCCAAGGGGACGAUGCUUCCGGACAGAGAUUAGUAGAAAAGAUCAAGGCUUUACUUGAAAUGCAAGAACAUCCAACGGAUUAUUCUGUGAGUGUGGAAGGCCAAAGGCAGGGCAACCAUGGGAAUCAUUUCACUGUCACCAUAGAAGGCAAAGCGACUGAUAAUUCUCUCAGGCGAUUUGUGGAAAACAUCUACGCGAUCCUUGAAGGAGAACAGAAAAUAGCUAACAUGAACAUGAACAUAAAAGGUCAAGGGAUUGGUACUUCUGUCCACAAAUUAGUCCGAGACUUCAAUGUUUCCUUGAAAAAGAGGCCCAGUCUGAUUGACAAUGAACACAGCGAAAGAGGCAAGCAGCUCAAGUUUACCUUGAACAUACAAGGCCAAGGGGACGAUGCUUCUGGACAGAGAUUAGUAGAAAAGAUCAAGGCUUUACUUGAAAUGCAAGAACAUCCAACGGAUUAUUCUGUGAGUGUGGAAGGCCAAAGGCAGGGCAACCAUGGGAAUCAUUUCACUGUCACCAUAGAAGGCAAAGCGACUGAUAAUUCUCUCAGGCGAUUUGUGGAAAACAUCUACGCGAUCCUUGAAGGAGAACAGAAAAUAGCUAACAUGAACAUGAACAUAGAAGGUCAAGGGAUUGGUACUUCUGUCCACAAAUUAGUCCGAGACUUCAAUGUUUCCUUGAAAAAGAGGCCCAGUCUGAUUGACAAUGAACACAGCGAAAGAGGCAAGCAGCUCAAGUUUACCUUGAACAUACAAGGCCAAGGGGACGAUGCUUCCGGACAGAGAUUAGUAGAAAAGAUCAAGGCUUUACUUGAAAUGCAAGAACAUCCAACGGAUUAUUCUGUGAGUGUGGAAGGCCAAAGGCAGGGCAACCAUGGGAAUCAUUUCACUGUCACCAUAGAAGGCAAAGCGACUGAUAAUUCUCUCAGGCGAUUUGUGGAAAACAUCUACGCGAUCCUUGAAGGAGAACAGAAAAUAGCUAACAUGAACAUGAACAUAAAAGGUCAAGGGAUUGGUACUUCUGUCCACAAAUUAGUCCGAGACUUCAAUGUUUCCUUGAAAAAGAGGCCCAGUCUGAUUGACAAUGAACACAGCGAAAGAGGCAAGCAGCUCAAGUUUACCUUGAACAUACAAGGCCAAGGGGACGAUGCUUCCGGACAGAGAUUAGUAGAAAAGAUCAAGGCUUUACUUGAAAUGCAAGAACAUCCAACGGAUUAUUCUGUGAGUGUGGAAGGCCAAAGGCAGGGCAACCAUGGGAAUCAUUUCACUGUCACCAUAGAAGGCAAAGCGACUGAUAAUUCUCUCAGGCGAUUUGUGGAAAACAUCUAUGCGAUCCUUGAAGGAGAACAGAAAAUAGCUAACAUGAACAUGAACAUAAAAGGUCAAGGGAUUGGUACUUCUGUCCACAAAUUAGUCCGAGACUUCAAUGUUUCCUUGAAAAAGAGGCCCAGUCUGAUUGACAAUGAACACAGCGAAAGAGGCAAGCAGCUCAAGUUUACCUUGAACAUACAAGGCCAAGGGGACGAUGCUUCCAGACAGAGAUUAGUAGAAAAGAUCAAGGCUUUACUUGAAAUGCAAGAACAUCCAACGGAUUAUUCUGUGAGUGUGGAAGGCCAAAGGCAGGGCAACCAUGGGAAUCAUUUCACUGUCACCAUAGAAGGCAAAGCGACUGAUAAUUCUCUCAGGCGAUUUGUGGAAAACAUCUACGCGAUCCUUGAAGGAGAACAGAAAAUAGCUAACAUGAACAUGAACAUAAAAGGUCAAGGGAUUGGUACUUCUGUCCACAAAUUAGUCCGAGACUUCAAUGUUUCCUUGAAAAAGAGGCCCAGUCUGAUUGACAAUGAACACAGCGAAAGAGGCAAGCAGCUCAAGUUUACCUUGAACAUACAAGGCCAAGGGGACGAUGCUUCCGGACAGAGAUUAGUAGAAAAGAUCAAGGCUUUACUUGAAAUGCAAGAACAUCCAACGGAUUAUUCUGUGAGUGUGGAAGGCCAAAGGCAGGGCAACCAUGGGAAUCAUUUCACUGUCACCAUAGAAGGCAAAGCGACUGAUAAUUCUCUCAGGCGAUUUGUGGAAAACAUCUACGCGAUCCUUGAAGGAGAACAGAAAAUAGCUAACAUGAACAUGAACAUAAAAGGUCAAGGGAUUGGUACUUCUGUCCACAAAUUAGUCCGAGACUUCAAUGUUUCCUUGAAAAAGAGGCCCAGUCUGAUUGACAAUGAACACAGCGAAAGAGGCAAGCAGCUCAAGUUUACCUUGAACAUACAAGGCCAAGGGGACGAUGCUUCCAGACAGAGAUUAGUAGAAAAGAUCAAGGCUUUACUUGAAAUGCAAGAACAUCCAACGGAUUAUUCUGUGAGUGUGGAAGGCCAAAGGCAGGGCAACCAUGGGAAUCAUUUCACUGUCACCAUAGAAGGCAAAGCGACUGAUAAUUCUCUCAGGCGAUUUGUGGAAAACAUCUACGCGAUCCUUGAAGGAGAACAGAAAAUAGCUAACAUGAACAUGAACAUAAAAGGUCAAGGGAUUGGUACUUCUGUCCACAAAUUAGUCCGAGACUUCAAUGUUUCCUUGAAAAAGAGGCCCAGUCUGAUUGACAAUGAACACAGCGAAAGAGGCAAGCAGCUCAAGUUUACCUUGAACAUACAAGGCCAAGGGGACGAUGCUUCCAGACAGAGAUUAGUAGAAAAGAUCAAGGCUUUACUUGAAAUGCAAGAACAUCCAACGGAUUAUUCUGUGAGUGUGGAAGGCCAAAGGCAGGGCAACCAUGGGAAUCAUUUCACUGUCACCAUAGAAGGCAAAGCGACUGAUAAUUCUCUCAGGCGAUUUGUGGAAAACAUCUACGCGAUCCUUGAAGGAGAACAGAAAAUAGCUAACAUGAACAUGAACAUAAAAGGUCAAGGGAUUGGUACUUCUGUCCACAAAUUAGUCCGAGACUUCAAUGUUUCCUUGAAAAAGAGGCCCAGUCUGAUUGACAAUGAACACAGCGAAAGAGGCAAGCAGCUCAAGUUUACCUUGAACAUACAAGGCCAAGGGGACGAUGCUUCCGGACAGAGAUUAGUAGAAAAGAUCAAGGCUUUACUUGAAAUGCAAGAACAUCCAACGGAUUAUUCUGUGAGUGUGGAAGGCCAAAGGCAGGGCAACCAUGGGAAUCAUUUCACUGUCACCAUAGAAGGCAAAGCGACUGAUAAUUCUCUCAGGCGAUUUGUGGAAAACAUCUACGCGAUCCUUGAAGGAGAACAGAAAAUAGCUAACAUGAACAUGAACAUAAAAGGUCAAGGGAUUGGUACUUCUGUCCACAAAUUAGUCCGAGACUUCAAUGUUUCCUUGAAAAAGAGGCCCAGUCUGAUUGACAAUGAACACAGCGAAAGAGGCAAGCAGCUCAAGUUUACCUUGAACAUACAAGGCCAAGGGGACGAUGCUUCCGGACAGAGAUUAGUAGAAAAGAUCAAGGCUUUACUUGAAAUGCAAGAACAUCCAACGGAUUAUUCUGUGAGUGUGGAAGGCCAAAGGCAGGGCAACCAUGGGAAUCAUUUCACUGUCACCAUAGAAGGCAAAGCGACUGAUAAUUCUCUCAGGCGAUUUGUGGAAAACAUCUACGCGAUCCUUGAAGGAGAACAGAAAAUAGCUAACAUGAACAUGAACAUAAAAGGUCAAGGGAUUGGUACUUCUGUCCACAAAUUAGUCCGAGACUUCAAUGUUUCCUUGAAAAAGAGGCCCAGUCUGAUUGACAAUGAACACAGCGAAAGAGGCAAGCAGCUCAAGUUUACCUUGAACAUACAAGGCCAAGGGGACGAUGCUUCCAGACAGAGAUUAGUAGAAAAGAUCAAGGCUUUACUUGAAAUGCAAGAACAUCCAACGGAUUAUUCUGUGAGUGUGGAAGGCCAAAGGCAGGGCAACCAUGGGAAUCAUUUCACUGUCACCAUAGAAGGCAAAGCGACUGAUAAUUCUCUCAGGCGAUUUGUGGAAAACAUCUACGCGAUCCUUGAAGGAGAACAGAAAAUAGCUAACAUGAACAUGAACAUAAAAGGUCAAGGGAUUGGUACUUCUGUCCACAAAUUAGUCCGAGACUUCAAUGUUUCCUUGAAAAAGAGGCCCAGUCUGAUUGACAAUGAACACAGCGAAAGAGGCAAGCAGCUCAAGUUUACCUUGAACAUACAAGGCCAAGGGGACGAUGCUUCCAGACAGAGAUUAGUAGAAAAGAUCAAGGCUUUACUUGAAAUGCAAGAACAUCCAACGGAUUAUUCUGUGAGUGUGGAAGGCCAAAGGCAGGGCAACCAUGGGAAUCAUUUCACUGUCACCAUAGAAGGCAAAGCGACUGAUAAUUCUCUCAGGCGAUUUGUGGAAAACAUCUAUGCGAUCCUUGAAGGAGAACAGAAAAUAGCUAACAUGAACAUGAACAUAAAAGGUCAAGGGAUUGGUACUUCUGUCCACAAAUUAGUCCGAGACUUCAAUGUUUCCUUGAAAAAGAGGCCCAGUCUGAUUGACAAUGAACACAGCGAAAGAGGCAAGCAGCUCAAGUUUACCUUGAACAUACAAGGCCAAGGGGACGAUGCUUCCAGACAGAGAUUAGUAGAAAAGAUCAAGGCUUUACUUGAAAUGCAAGAACAUCCAACGGAUUAUUCUGUGAGUGUGGAAGGCCAAAGGCAGGGCAACCAUGGGAAUCAUUUCACUGUCACCAUAGAAGGCAAAGCGACUGAUAAUUCUCUCAGGCGAUUUGUGGAAAACAUCUAUGCGAUCCUUGAAGGAGAACAGAAAAUAGCUAACAUGAACAUGAACAUAGAAGGUCAAGGGAUUGGUACUUCUGUCCACAAAUUAGUCCGAGACUUCAAUGUUUCCUUGAAAAAGAGGCCCAGUCUGAUUGACAAUGAACACAGCGAAAGAGGCAAGCAGCUCAAGUUUACCUUGAACAUACAAGGCCAAGGGGACGAUGCUUCCAGACAGAGAUUAGUAGAAAAGAUCAAGGCUUUACUUGAAAUGCAAGAACAUCCAACGGAUUAUUCUGUGAGUGUGGAAGGCCAAAGGCAGGGCAACCAUGGGAAUCAUUUCACUGUCACCAUAGAAGGCAAAGCGACUGAUAAUUCUCUCAGGCGAUUUGUGGAAAACAUCUACGCGAUCCUUGAAGGAGAACAGAAAAUAGCUAACAUGAACAUGAACAUAGAAGGUCAAGGGAUUGGUACUUCUGUCCACAAAUUAGUCCGAGACUUCAAUGUUUCCUUGAAAAAGAGGCCCAGUCUGAUUGACAAUGAACACAGCGAAAGAGGCAAGCAGCUCAAGUUUACCUUGAACAUACAAGGCCAAGGGGACGAUGCUUCCAGACAGAGAUUAGUAGAAAAGAUCAAGGCUUUACUUGAAAUGCAAGAACAUCCAACGGAUUAUUCUGUGAGUGUGGAAGGCCAAAGGCAGGGCAACCAUGGGAAUCAUUUCACUGUCACCAUAGAAGGCAAAGCGACUGAUAAUUCUCUCAGGGGAUUUGUGGAAAACAUCUAUGCGAUCCUUGAAGGAGAACAGAAAAUAGCUAACAUGAACAUGAACAUAGAAGGUCAAGGGAUUGGUACUUCUGUCCACAAAUUAGUCCGAGACUUCAAUGUUUCCUUGAAAAAGAGGCCCAGUCUGAUUGACAAUGAACACAGCGAAAGAGGCAAGCAGCUCAAGUUUACCUUGAACAUACAAGGCCAAGGGGACGAUGCUUCCAGACAGAGAUUAGUAGAAAAGAUCAAGGCUUUACUUGAAAUGCAAGAACAUCCAACGGAUUAUUCUGUGAGUGUGGAAGGCCAAAGGCAGGGCAACCAUGGGAAUCAUUUCACUGUCACCAUAGAAGGCAAAGCGACUGAUAAUUCUCUCAGGCGAUUUGUGGAAAACAUCUACGCGAUCCUUGAAGGAGAACAGAAAAUAGCUAACAUGAACAUGAACAUAGAAGGUCAAGGGAUUGGUACUUCUGUCCACAAAUUAGUCCGAGACUUCAAUGUUUCCUUGAAAAAGAGGCCCAGUCUGAUUGACAAUGAACACAGCGAAAGAGGCAAGCAGCUCAAGUUUACCUUGAACAUACAAGGCCAAGGGGACGAUGCUUCCAGACAGAGAUUAGUAGAAAAGAUCAAGGCUUUACUUGAAAUGCAAGAACAUCCAACGGAUUAUUCUGUGAGUGUGGAAGGCCAAAGGCAGGGCAACCAUGGGAAUCAUUUCACUGUCACCAUAGAAGGCAAAGCGACUGAUAAUUCUCUCAGGCGAUUUGUGGAAAACAUCUAUGCGAUCCUUGAAGGAGAACAGAAAAUAGCUAACAUGAACAUGAACAUAGAAGGUCAAGGGAUUGGUACUUCUGUCCACAAAUUAGUCCGAGACUUCAAUGUUUCCUUGAAAAAGAGGCCCAGUCUGAUUGACAAUGAACACAGCGAAAGAGGCAAGCAGCUCAAGUUUACCUUGAACAUACAAGGCCAAGGGGACGAUGCUUCCAGACAGAGAUUAGUAGAAAAGAUCAAGGCUUUACUUGAAAUGCAAGAACAUCCAACGGAUUAUUCUGUGAGUGUGGAAGGCCAAAGGCAGGGCAACCAUGGGAAUCAUUUCACUGUCACCAUAGAAGGCAAAGCGACUGAUAAUUCUCUCAGGGGAUUUGUGGAAAACAUCUAUGCGAUCCUUGAAGGAGAACAGAAAAUAGCUAACAUGAACAUGAACAUAGAAGGUCAAGGGAUUGGUACUUCUGUCCACAAAUUAGUCCGAGACUUCAAUGUUUCCUUGAAAAAGAGGCCCAGUCUGAUUGACAAUGAACACAGCGAAAGAGGCAAGCAGCUCAAGUUUACCUUGAACAUACAAGGCCAAGGGGACGAUGCUUCCAGACAGAGAUUAGUAGAAAAGAUCAAGGCUUUACUUGAAAUGCAAGAACAUCCAACGGAUUAUUCUGUGAGUGUGGAAGGCCAAAGGCAGGGCAACCAUGGGAAUCAUUUCACUGUCACCAUAGAAGGCAAAGCGACUGAUAAUUCUCUCAGGGGAUUUGUGGAAAACAUCUAUGCGAUCCUUGAAGGAGAACAGAAAAUAGCUAACAUGAACAUGAACAUAGAAGGUCAAGGGAUUGGUACUUCUGUCCACAAAUUAGUCCGAGACUUCAAUGUUUCCUUGAAAAAGAGGCCCAGUCUGAUUGACAAUGAACACAGCGAAAGAGGCAAGCAGCUCAAGUUUACCUUGAACAUACAAGGCCAAGGGGACGAUGCUUCCAGACAGAGAUUAGUAGAAAAGAUCAAGGCUUUACUUGAAAUGCAAGAACAUCCAACGGAUUAUUCUGUGAGUGUGGAAGGCCAAAGGCAGGGCAACCAUGGGAAUCAUUUCACUGUCACCAUAGAAGGCAAAGCGACUGAUAAUUCUCUCAGGCGAUUUGUGGAAAACAUCUAUGCGAUCCUUGAAGGAGAACAGAAAAUAGCUAACAUGAACAUGAACAUAGAAGGUCAAGGGAUUGGUACUUCUGUCCACAAAUUAGUCCGAGACUUCAAUGUUUCCUUGAAAAAGAGGCCCAGUCUGAUUGACAAUGAACACAGCGAAAGAGGCAAGCAGCUCAAGUUUACCUUGAACAUACAAGGCCAAGGGGACGAUGCUUCCAGACAGAGAUUAGUAGAAAAGAUCAAGGCUUUACUUGAAAUGCAAGAACAUCCAACGGAUUAUUCUGUGAGUGUGGAAGGCCAAAGGCAGGGCAACCAUGGGAAUCAUUUCACUGUCACCAUAGAAGGCAAAGCGACUGAUAAUUCUCUCAGGGGAUUUGUGGAAAACAUCUAUGCGAUCCUUGAAGGAGAACAGAAAAUAGCUAACAUGAACAUGAACAUAGAAGGUCAAGGGAUUGGUACUUCUGUCCACAAAUUAGUCCGAGACUUCAAUGUUUCCUUGAAAAAGAGGCCCAGUCUGAUUGACAAUGAACACAGCGAAAGAGGCAAGCAGCUCAAGUUUACCUUGAACAUACAAGGCCAAGGGGACGAUGCUUCCAGACAGAGAUUAGUAGAAAAGAUCAAGGCUUUACUUGAAAUGCAAGAACAUCCAACGGAUUAUUCUGUGAGUGUGGAAGGCCAAAGGCAGGGCAACCAUGGGAAUCAUUUCACUGUCACCAUAGAAGGCAAAGCGACUGAUAAUUCUCUCAGGCGAUUUGUGGAAAACAUCUACGCGAUCCUUGAAGGAGAACAGAAAAUAGCUAACAUGAACAUGAACAUAGAAGGUCAAGGGAUUGGUACUUCUGUCCACAAAUUAGUCCGAGACUUCAAUGUUUCCUUGAAAAAGAGGCCCAGUCUGAUUGACAAUGAACACAGCGAAAGAGGCAAGCAGCUCAAGUUUACCUUGAACAUACAAGGCCAAGGGGACGAUGCUUCCAGACAGAGAUUAGUAGAAAAGAUCAAGGCUUUACUUGAAAUGCAAGAACAUCCAACGGAUUAUUCUGUGAGUGUGGAAGGCCAAAGGCAGGGCAACCAUGGGAAUCAUUUCACUGUCACCAUAGAAGGCAAAGCGACUGAUAAUUCUCUCAGGCGAUUUGUGGAAAACAUCUAUGCGAUCCUUGAAGGAGAACAGAAAAUAGCUAACAUGAACAUGAACAUAGAAGGUCAAGGGAUUGGUACUUCUGUCCACAAAUUAGUCCGAGACUUCAAUGUUUCCUUGAAAAAGAGGCCCAGUCUGAUUGACAAUGAACACAGCGAAAGAGGCAAGCAGCUCAAGUUUACCUUGAACAUACAAGGCCAAGGGGACGAUGCUUCCAGACAGAGAUUAGUAGAAAAGAUCAAGGCUUUACUUGAAAUGCAAGAACAUCCAACGGAUUAUUCUGUGAGUGUGGAAGGCCAAAGGCAGGGCAACCAUGGGAAUCAUUUCACUGUCACCAUAGAAGGCAAAGCGACUGAUAAUUCUCUCAGGCGAUUUGUGGAAAACAUCUAUGCGAUCCUUGAAGGAGAACAGAAAAUAGCUAACAUGAACAUGAACAUAGAAGGUCAAGGGAUUGGUACUUCUGUCCACAAAUUAGUCCGAGACUUCAAUGUUUCCUUGAAAAAGAGGCCCAGUCUGAUUGACAAUGAACACAGCGAAAGAGGCAAGCAGCUCAAGUUUACCUUGAACAUACAAGGCCAAGGGGACGAUGCUUCCGGACAGAGAUUAGUAGAAAAGAUCAAGGCUUUACUUGAAAUGCAAGAACAUCCAACGGAUUAUUCUGUGAGUGUGGAAGGCCAAAGGCAGGGCAACCAUGGGAAUCAUUUCACUGUCACCAUAGAAGGCAAAGCGACUGAUAAUUCUCUCAGGCGAUUUGUGGAAAACAUCUACGCGAUCCUUGAAGGAGAACAGAAAAUAGCUAACAUGAACAUGAACAUAGAAGGUCAAGGGAUUGGUACUUCUGUCCACAAAUUAGUCCGAGACUUCAAUGUUUCCUUGAAAAAGAGGCCCAGUCUGAUUGACAAUGAACACAGCGAAAGAGGCAAGCAGCUCAAGUUUACCUUGAACAUACAAGGCCAAGGGGACGAUGCUUCCAGACAGAGAUUAGUAGAAAAGAUCAAGGCUUUACUUGAAAUGCAAGAACAUCCAACGGAUUAUUCUGUGAGUGUGGAAGGCCAAAGGCAGGGCAACCAUGGGAAUCAUUUCACUGUCACCAUAGAAGGCAAAGCGACUGAUAAUUCUCUCAGGCGAUUUGUGGAAAACAUCUACGCGAUCCUUGAAGGAGAACAGAAAAUAGCUAACAUGAACAUGAACAUAGAAGGUCAAGGGAUUGGUACUUCUGUCCACAAAUUAGUCCGAGACUUCAAUGUUUCCUUGAAAAAGAGGCCCAGUCUGAUUGACAAUGAACACAGCGAAAGAGGCAAGCAGCUCAAGUUUACCUUGAACAUACAAGGCCAAGGGACGAUGCUUCCGGACAGAGAUUAG